Plasmodium gonderi is the source of this 417-nucleotide messenger RNA. Its product is annotated as trafficking protein particle complex subunit 2-like protein. The record is from RefSeq and is a predicted model, not a curated record. Gene Ontology annotation, biological process: endoplasmic reticulum to Golgi vesicle-mediated transport. Bases 1 to 417 code for a protein of 138 amino acids. NCBI's taxonomy places the organism in Eukaryota, Apicomplexa, Aconoidasida, Haemosporida, Plasmodiidae. The transcript has 4 exons. Gene Ontology annotation, cellular component: cytoplasm; nucleus; TRAPP complex.
AUGGCCAUAAAAAGUAUAUGCUACUUGGGAAAAGAGGAUGAAAUUUUAUUUUUCUAUUCAACGGAAGAAAGUGAUGAAAUAAGUUCCCGAUUUUCUAUAUUUGCUGCUUUGAACAAUGUAAACAAAUUAGUCGAAUCCAGUGAAAAGAAACAGGACCCUUACCUCGGAUAUGUUGGCGUGAAUCUCUCCCUUUUCAGCGCAAACAAAAAUUAUGCAUAUGUAAUUAAAUUAAUAAACUUGAAAAUUAUUCUCACCAUUGACGACAGCAGAAAUAAAUAUACGGAUGAUAUCAUUAGAUCUAUUUUCAUAAAGCUACACAAAAUAUAUGCGGAUGCUGUUUGUAACCCAUUUUACACAGAUCGUUUAGAAAAGGAUUCAUUGGAAAAAAAAAUUAAAAAGUUAAUAGAGACAUCAUGA